AAUUUCCCACAUCAAAACUAAGUUGAAGGUUUUCUUGUUUUUUGAAUUUUUUUUUUUUUUUCCUUUCUCUAGCUUACUAGUAUCAUAAACAUUAUGGCAAGCUCUAUGUUUGUGAAGCUGAUUUCCAUUGUAGUGUUGUGCAUGGUGGUGGGUGCACCGCUAGCCCAUGCCAUAACAUGUGGCCAAGUUACCAGCUCCCUUGCACCAUGCAUAAACUACGUCAAGUCUGGCGGAGUUAUCCCUCCCGGCUGCUGCAGCGGGAUUAAGUCGUUGAACAGCGCGGCCAAGACCACUGCCGACCGCCAGGCCACUUGCAAUUGCUUGAAAAGUGCUGCUGGCAGUAUUCCCGGAAUCAACUUUAACCUCGUUGCCGGACUUCCUGGCAAGUGCGGUGUUAAUAUUCCUUACAAGAUCAGCCCCAGCACCAACUGCGCCAGCGUGAGGUGAGCUUGAUGGAAGAUAAAAUUUCAGUCACAGAAUAUAUAUAUAUAUAUAUAUUAAAUUAGAAUAAAAUGGGUCCUCAUGUGGGAUCGACACGUGGCUGCGGAGUUGUUUUAUUUUAUAUUGUAUUAUUAUGUGAGAUGCUGGAGUGUGGUUCAAAUCAAUGUGAUAAUUACUUAUAACUA
Messenger RNA from Ziziphus jujuba (common jujube), 626 nucleotides. RefSeq names its product non-specific lipid-transfer protein 1-like. Gene Ontology annotation, molecular function: lipid binding. Gene Ontology annotation, biological process: lipid transport. The transcript is spliced from 2 exons. The record is from RefSeq and is a predicted model, not a curated record. Gene Ontology annotation, cellular component: membrane. The coding region runs from base 94 to 447 and encodes 117 amino acids. NCBI's taxonomy places the organism in Eukaryota, Viridiplantae, Streptophyta, Magnoliopsida, Rosales, Rhamnaceae.